CCCAAAGUGGCGUUCCGAGGCGGCAGCUGCUGCUGGAGCGGUGCGGAAGCCGGCGGGAGGCUGACUGAUGCCUUCAGCAGCAUCAUGACAGGCUCUGCCUCCCUCUAUGGUUGCUACAAAUCACAGAAUGAAGAGAAUGUAGAGGUGCCUCAGACCUACGCUUCUUCCCUUUCCGCAUCAGAGUUCUCUGCCCCUGUGGACACUUCCCUUUUGUACACACCAUGGUCUACCUGUGGAGAUGACAGCAAGCAGCCUGCUGCUUCCCAGAUCAGCAUGAAGUCCAGGAUUCAGCCUGAGAGGAGUGAUUAUGGCAGUGAAACAGAUCUGUAUGGGCUGGUGUCAGACAUUCUGGAGGAGCAGGAGAAGCCGCAGCCGUAUUGUGCUGAGGGGUGCUACCCUUCUGACCUGAAAUCCAUCUGGCCUGGGAAUGCCACCAGAGUCCCAGACCACCACGAGCUGCUGCCAGAAACCAAAAGAGCAGCUGUUGGGGCAGCCUCCCCGCAGGGUUUUUAUGGUGGUGAAGCUGUCCCUGGUGCUGAGAAGCAGCACUUGCAGAGGGCAGAGGAGUGCUACCGCGGCCUCACCGCCGUCAGCCUGGAGGAGCAGUGCCUGUACCCUGCCAGGAGCGAGCGUGCCGGCGGCUGCAGCCUGCAGGCCAGCGAGGGCAUGAGGACCAGCCCUGUGUAUCAGAACUAUCCCUACAUAAAGAGCACCUUUGCAUCCCAAGCUGGGUGCUCCGAAGUGAUCAAAGACUCGGGGGCUGAGGCUUUUUGUUAUGGAAGGGAGAAGCUGGGUCCCAAAGGAGUAGAUGCGCAGCUGCACCAAAAAUGGGCAGAAUCCUUCCUCCCACAGUUCCACAGAUACGGUGAGGGCACAGAUUACAGCAGGUACCCUGAGUACCCUCAUGCUGGCAAAGUCAAGCCUAACAAGAGCUCCAACUGCAGCCUCCAAGAAGCUAAAUUAGUGAAUGGAACCACUGAGGCACCAUCCCUGGACACAGAACCCUACACUAAAUUAUUUCAAGUUAAAUCUGGAACUCAGAAAAAGCCAGAGGAUAGAAUUUCUGAGCAGCAAAGCUUCCCUUUUCCCAAGGCUGCAGGGCUUCUACCAGAGAAACCAUUCCCAAAUGAAGCUUCAUUCUGCACUGAUGUGGGGCCAAAAUUUGAAUAUGGACUCAAAGCUUUCACUCCUUGUCCAGGGGCUGGUGACUGUGCAAAUGGUGUCGAGAAGCAGCUUUUUCCCAAGUCUGAUCUGCAGAAUUCAGAAUACUGCAAACCCCUUCCCCUGUUUGCAGGCACAGCAAACCCUGCAGCAGGUGCUAGCGUGCGGCCAACCUGGCUGAACACCCAAACCAAGUCUGCUGCCCCUGUCCCACUGCAGAACCCCAAUCCUCUGGUGAAACGGAAUCAUCAUUUCCCUGCUUUUCUAAAAGGUUCCGCUCAUUCCAAUGAUUUUUUCCAGCUCCCCUCUUCAAGUUUCCCUUUGAACAGCAGCUUGUUUCCCAAGCACUGCCAGGAGAACCCUUCCUUUGCCUCAAGCCUUGACUUGGGUUACAGUGCCGCAGAGCGAGCUCGCUCCGCUGCCGGCCUCGAAGUGCCAGUCAGGGCUGGAGAGGAGAACUUCCUGGAGUAUUUGAGUGAGAAGAAGCUAAAGCAGCCCAAUGGCUUCUGUGACAGCUUCUCAGCUCAGCAGUUUGGCAUCAUUGACAGCCUGAGCAAACACUGCUUCCAGAUGAAGCCACCGGGCGAGCGCCACGAGCUGGAGGGGCAGAAGCACGUGGACGGCUGGUUGCAGACCAUGUACCGAGAGCUGAUGGAGUCUCAGGGUCAGUUCCUCCUGGGGCAGGGGAAUGGGGACCCUCUGAGCUGCCUGCAGGCCCCCAGCUUUCCUGGCAGCUGCCUGAUGGGGGAUUUGAGGCGCAGCCAGCAGCCUGGCUCCGGCGCCUUCCCCUUGAGGUCCCCUCAUCUCUUCGGCCACUCUGUCCUUCCUCUGAUGGAGCCUCCUGACUUGUUCUCCCGUGAGGAUGUGAAGCACUUCUACCCUUACUUCAACAAGAAGAUGUGUGGUGAUGGUUCUGCUGCUGCCUUUGUCCCAGCAUUUGCAGUUCCAAGGCAAGUGAAAACCCGCUGUGGGCCUGCCAGUGAGCUCCAUGUCAGACUGGAAGAAUGUUACGAGCAGUGGAAAGCUUUGGAGAAAGAAAGAAAGAAGACUGAAUCAGCUCUUGGGAAGAAUUUCCAAGGGAAGAAGGUUUCCAGUGCUAACAACAUCCCAAUUCCAAGGCUGCCAUCAAACCCAUCGAGAGUUGAUCGCUUGAUUGUGGAUCAGUUGCGUGAACAAGCCAGAGUGGUGACUUUGCUGGGGAAGAUGGAGAGGCUGCGCAGCUCCCCCCUGCCUGCCGGCAUCGCCACGGCCCUGGACAAGCAUCUGGAGCUCAUCCACCUGCUGCAGGCUCGGCGGAAGGAGGAGAUUGUCAGCACUGCCAGUCGACAGAGGCCAGCAGCUCCCCGAGGCCAGGAUGACAGAGGUGUCCUUGCGCUGGCGCUGGCGGUGGGCGAGCUGAGCGCAGCCACACGCAGGACGCGCACCACGCUCUGGUGUGCCCUGCAGAUGACCUUACCCAAACCUGCCGCGGGCAAGGCAGCAGCAGCAGCAGCAGCAGCUCCUCAGCUGGAGGGGUGA
Indicator indicator is the source of this 2679-nucleotide messenger RNA. It is a transcript of the gene MEIOC, whose product is annotated as meiosis specific with coiled-coil domain. Gene Ontology annotation, biological process: male meiosis I; mRNA stabilization; female meiosis I. Lineage: Eukaryota; Metazoa; Chordata; Aves; Piciformes; Indicatoridae. The record is from RefSeq and is a predicted model, not a curated record. Gene Ontology annotation, cellular component: cytoplasm; nucleus. The coding region runs from base 85 to 2679 and encodes 864 amino acids. The transcript is spliced from 7 exons.